UUAUGAAGGGCGAGCUUGAAAUAACUUUAUCGUACUCACUAUGAUUUAAUAUUUUUUUUGAGAAUAUAAUUUCCGUCGCCCAGUGAAAAUUCCUUAAAAAAUGCACUAUUACAUAAUAUGUUUAUAAAUUAUGAAUGAUACAUACACCAAUCAUCAAUGUCAAAUUAAGUGUGGUAAAGGUUUUUAAUAAUUUAUGUAAUUUAAUAGGAUAAUUCACGGUUAAUUAGGGACCUAUUAUAAUUAUACAAAUAACUGGAAUUUCCAAGCAUUAUCAUUUAUCACCAUACGCGUCCAUACGCAUUUGGCCUAUACCUACCAAUGUUCGGUCGGUAGAUACCUCUAGUACCUGCUUAUAGUACCUAUAUUGUACUUUAAUUUGUAAGAAAAAGAAGUUGGUUAUACAGCCGCCCAGCCACUGCCGACUUGUUGUCAAUUCAGACAUAAGUUGUGUAAAAAUAAAAUGACAAAUUACAUAAGAAGAAAUUGUGAACCUGUCGUGAAUCAUACGAUUAAGCGAUGGCCCCAAGACGAAAUCGGCAUAUUGGAUGGAAAUUGUUCUUUUAACGUCGGCUAUUUGGGAUGCGUUGAAGUAUCGGAACCCACAAAUUCAAAAAUAUGCCGUGAAUCGUUUGCUAAAUUAUAUCAGGAAUAUAAAAUAGGAAUUUCUCAUCCAAGUUCUGCUAUUUUAUGGAUAACAGGAUAUGAAUUAAGAAUUGUUGACAAAAUAUCAAAGAAUUUAAUUCUGGCUCAAACUAUUGAAAAUGUAAUAUUUUGUGCAUCGACCACAGACAAUGCAGAUCAGUUAUUCUUUACUAGCAGAGACUCUCGCAAUAACAGAUGGCUGUGUUAUUUGAUUAUUGUUACAGAUCUUUCGAGCGACCGACUAUGUAGGGCAGUGGGAUUUGCAUUUAGAGUAUGUCUGAGGAGGAAAACUAUACGGGAAGGAUCUGCAACGAAUACAACAAGUACCAGAUCUAUAGGUUAAAUAAACUUAAGUGUAAACAACAACUAAAUGUCUUGUAAAACGUUUACAUAUUAUAAACAUGUUGUUAGAAAUGUAUAGUUAAGACUGCAGUGUUGUCAUAAUGUUUUAAUCAUUUACUUUAUAUUACUACUAUUAAAAUUACAAACGUUUUAAUAUUUUAUCAAUGCAGGAUUUACCACCUAUCAUAUGUACUUUCAAACCAAAAUAUUUUUAUAUGCAGAUUUCUGUGAAGACAUGGUAUCACUUAAUCCCAUAUUAUAUAAUAUUUUUGUAAUA
This is a messenger RNA of Myzus persicae (green peach aphid), 1261 nucleotides long. Its product is annotated as protein numb-like. The record is from RefSeq and is a predicted model, not a curated record. Lineage: Eukaryota; Metazoa; Arthropoda; Insecta; Hemiptera; Aphididae. The coding region runs from base 461 to 985 and encodes 174 amino acids. The transcript has 5 exons.